AUGCCGCUUCUGCCUGCGUGGGCUGUUCCUCCAAAGGAAGGAAAUAUGUGGAGAGAGCGGUUUUUCCAGGGUCGCCCGACAGGCGGGAUUUCGCUGUUUGAUCUGGCGCUUUUCGUUGCUCUUGGACUGUUGGUUUUCGGAUCCCCUGGGCUUCACGCGCAUGCCACUACAAACCCCGAGGGCGCUACAGGAGGACUGGCAGCGCCAGCGCCUGGCCCGGAAGCAGUGGUACCAUUCCUGGCCAAGCCUCCUACAUACGCUGUAGUGGCUGCUCCAGCUGUUGUUUCUCUAACGGACCUGUUCACAGUUUCACCCUUCGCAGCGCUGGAGAUCCCUACAGAAGGGAAGGCUCAUGAACCGCGUCCGGUAGAGCCAUCAACAGAAGCGUCGGGGUCGCCGCCUCCUCCUCCCCCUCCUCCUACGGGCGUGAAGCGGGAAGACUCUCCAGGGGCGCAAGCGCCUCGUGGAAAUACGGCUGCAGUGCCGCCAUUCCUGAAGCUUGGGCUAGCCGCUGCAGCUGCCAGUGGCCUCUCUGAAACUUUGCGUCGGCUCGGGGUCUCUCCAGAGCUUCUCAAGGUACCUGAUCCCUCGGGAACCUCCGGCGUCUCGCCAUCCUCAAGCGAGUCCCCUUCAACCAGUGCGCCUCAAACAACGACGGCAUCAGGUGUCGACACCGCAGUGCAGAGUGGCCCUAGCGGACAAGAUGCCGCGGUAACUGUUGUGGCAGCAGAGCAGCGAGAUCUGAGACCUUCCCCUCGGGCAUAUCCAGUUCCUGUUCCAGUUCCCUAUUUUCCGGUAAUGUAUCCGGGACUGGCAGCUGUCCCCGUUGCCCCAGUGGUCUCGUACCCUGGUGGACGUUACGCGGUUCCUCCUCCUUUCCCCCUUUCACCCCCCGUGGCGGGGCCGACUCUUCCGCCUCAGGUUCCUGGGUUCGCGGCAGUAGCUCUUCCUGGCGUCCCCGUUGGAGCGCCAGUUGGGUACGGGGUUCUUCCGGCGGUCCCCGCAACAGUUACCGUGCAGCCAGCAGUCGCCGCCAUGCCCGCACAGCAAGUUACAGUGACAGUCCCAACGUACCUGACAGCGCUUCCCGCAGUUGCUACGGCCGUUGCCCCUGCGGCGCGGUGA
Messenger RNA from Besnoitia besnoiti, 1125 nucleotides. RefSeq lists its product as uncharacterized. Lineage: Eukaryota; Apicomplexa; Conoidasida; Eucoccidiorida; Sarcocystidae. The record is from RefSeq and is a predicted model, not a curated record. The transcript has a single exon. The coding region runs from base 1 to 1125 and encodes 374 amino acids.